Messenger RNA from Colletotrichum lupini, 5646 nucleotides. RefSeq names its product ankyrin repeat protein. Lineage: Eukaryota; Fungi; Ascomycota; Sordariomycetes; Glomerellales; Glomerellaceae. Gene Ontology annotation, molecular function: zinc ion binding. The record is from RefSeq and is a predicted model, not a curated record. The transcript is spliced from 17 exons. The coding region runs from base 1 to 5646 and encodes 1881 amino acids.
AUGUUGAAGAACUCCCGCUCUCCAGCCUUACUAUUAUUUUUGAGCUCCAUUAUCGAGAAAAAGCCUAGACGCCACCAUCGUCUGCCACAAGUUGUCACAGAUUGGCGGUUCUCUGCCCACACAAACUCGAAAAACCUUGGCCUGCAGCUAUGGCCUCUACCCGCAAACACGAUACUUCUGAGUCGCAGCCUACAUCAAAGUGCUAAAUGCGGCAACCCAAUGGCCGAAGCCCUAACCGUAAUAGAGGUCGCCCUCUGCAUUACUGAAGUAGUAGAGCGCCUCUGCAAAUACAUCUCGGCUGUCAAAUCCGCCAAAGAUGACAUCCGCAAGCUCAUCCAGGAGCUCCUUGCCCUCAAAGGCGCAAUGGACCACUUCCGCACACAAAACGAGCGUAGCAUGGAUAACCCGCUACAGGAGCAGGCUCGCGCCAUGCUCAAGAUGACUCAGGAGACCCUCGACGCCAUACGAAAGAAGCUCGGUACGCCAAAGACGUCGUCCUUGGGCCGCGCUGCCCAAAGUCUUGCCUGGCCUUUUCGGCAGGGCGAUGUAGAGACGUAUUUUGCUACUGUCGAGAGAGCCAAGACCUGGUUCAUCAUGGUACUGAUGCGGGAUUCACUCGAUACUACGGCAUCUGUGUUGUCAGAGAUGCAGAAGCUGACGGCGCUUGUGCAUGAGGAUAUUAUUGCGCGCAAGACGGAUCGGAUGCUGGAGGAGACGGCUGAUUUGCUCAAGUGGCUCUCGCCCGUCGAUAGUGAGGACAAGCUUGUCAGUUCUAGGCAGGAUCGCGCGCCGGGCACUGGCAGAUGGAUAGUCGAUAAGACGUUCCUGGAAUGGCAAAGGAGCACUUCCACUGAUCGGCCAGUAUUCUGGAUCACUGGAAGGUCAGGAUCCGGCAAGACGGUGCUUUUCUCGCAACUCGUUGGGGACCUCAGAGCACACCCUAUCGAUGAGGCCUCGGAAGAGAACGGCAACAUAGGUGUCGGUUUCCACUGCUGCUCCCUAGACGAUGCGGCAUCCCAAGCCGUCCCGAACGUCUUUGGUUCCAUCCUGGCUCAGAUAGGAGCGACAAACCCCAGCAUCCUUGACCACGUCCGGCCGCUGAGAAAGUCGGGGAACAACCUGAUCCCGCAGAACAACCUUACCGUCGAACAGAUUUACGACGUGAUGGGCGAAGCUCUGGGGUUAUUUGAUGCCUUUUAUCUCAUGAUUGACGCCCUCAACGAGACGAGCCAAGAACCUGUCAUUGUCGAAGCCCUCUUGCACCUCUGCUCGAAACACUCUAACCUACGGGUCCUGGUUACUUGUACGCGCGAGCCGGCGCAGCUUGAACCCAGCAUAUACGUCCAACACAUGAGCACACAGUCUAUAGAUUGUGAUAUCGAGGUGUAUGUGGAGAAAAGGCUUUCGAGCGAACACAGUUUCCAGUCCUUGAGUGCGAAAAUACGGACCGAGAUCAAAGACAAGGUCACAUCAGAAGCGGAUGGGACCUUCCGAUGGGCCAAAUUGUGCAUGGACAGGCUCAGCACCCUCCGCACUGGAAGAGACGUACGACGUGCUCUGGUCGAUAUCCCGUCCACACUCAACGGGUUUUACGCCGGUAUCCUCACCCGUGUACCCCAACAAGACCGGGUCAUGGCCCGCGAGGCUCUUGCCUGGCUCUGCUUCUCUCUCCGGCCGCUUCAUCUCAACGAGCUCGCCGAAGCUAUCGUCCUCGAAGGUGACGAAGUCGACAUUGACGAUGACGACCGACUCACCGACCCCUCUGCCAUCAUCGAGAUCUGCCAGGACCUAGCCCACGCAAGCGACCACCAUGUCACCCUCGCCCACGACUCCAUCCGCACAUUUCUACAAUCAGAAUGGAUACGAACUUCCUCUGCCUCAGAAUACGCGCUGGACGCAGCCGCCUGUCACCAAAAGAUCAUGCGCAAGUGCCUCGCCUACCUCAGACUCGAGCCCUUCACCACAGGCCCCUUGGACGAGCUCCGGCACGUGAAGGCCAGGUUCGCAGCCUACCCGCUGCUCAACUACGCUACAAACAUGUGGCCCAUCCACUCUGAGCGCUUCCCCCUCGCAGACGAAGACGAGAAGCUCAUCCUCGACUUCUUCGACACCAAGAAGCUCUCGCACGGCGGGGCCUUUGAGGCGUGGGUGCAAUUCGUCCUGCGCUCGGCGGACCUGGACGUCAUUCGGCACACGGAACCGCUCUACUACGCCGCGUCGUUCAACAUGACGUCUGUCCUGCAGUUGAUACUGAGACCUGAGUACAAGGUCGACGUCAACAAGAGAGGCGGACGGUUCUCGUCGCCUCCGUUGUUUGUGGCCCUUUGGAAGGAUAAUGUCGAGGCGGCCAUGUUGCUGCUCAGGGCCGGGGCGAAUCCGGAUUCUUGGGAUACGAGUGGGCAGACUAGUCGGCUCCUGGCCACGAGUCGAAAGCACCACGAGGUCGUCAAGCUCAUGGAGGAGAUGACAUCUUCUUACCAGCAGGGGUUACUACAGUUGAAUAAAGACAUCCUGAGCGUGAGCAUCGAACCUUCCAAGCCACACUCUUUCAGCUGGAACAGUGUCCAUAAGCCGGUAGAAGGUGAGAGGUGCUUAAAAGUGGAGACACUGAUCAAUGCCGUUGUGGCUCGUGGCGGUGUUCCGGACAAUGCAAGAUUACUAAGCCGGGAAAUAACCCCCACUACAACCAUCACGUCACGUCUUCCGGUGAAGAGUCCACUCACUGUCCACUGCAUCAUCCCGAGCUUGAGCAGUGCCGCGGGCCUCUCUUUUUGUGAUCCCAACAACCUCACCCAACACCCUCACACCUCUCUUCCACCACCUUUCCUUUUGCCUUUUUCCUUUUCUUCCUCGCACCUUACUCCGCAGCAGUGGCGAUCACUCCAUCACCCACCACCCCCAAAGCGGCAGCCGGUCACAGACCCGAAUUACAUGCCAAAGACACAACUCAUAGGACACACCUCUCACAUCUACUCUUCACUGGCUUUCCACUCUCCACGCUGCUCUCACCUGCCAGGUACCUGCCGACCUAAGAUUACAACGCUGUCCUACCGCACCUUCCGUUCUCCACCGAUAACGACCCCAACAUCGCUUCGGCUGACGUUCUGCGCACUACACCGUACACCAAUACCAACUUUGCAUUGCGCCUGCCCCAACGUUGGGCAUUCCUCGAGAGCCUUCUUUUCCACUCUGAUCCACACCUUCGGCUAUUGUCAGCAAGCAUCUGAAGCUGCGCAAGAGCUUCAGCGCCAUCUGGCGUUCCGAGCUCUUCGCGCUGCCGGCCUCGCUGUAGGCCUUGGUCUAACAGCCCUCGCCGCCUAUAAUAGCAACCAGGCCGAAAUGGACUCACACACCCCAAGAGGCGGGCACUUGGUUGCCACGGAUGGCCGAGAGGUGGUUUACUGUCACGCCUGCUCCCAUGAGUGGUGGCAAGAUGAGCAUGGUCUGCAGUGCCCUCGCUGCGAAAGCGAGAUCACAGAGAUUGUUUCUCCCGAGAACGACCCUAGAGAGAUCGAGGACGGGCCUCCUCUUCACGAUUCCCCGAGACUCAGACGUCACAUCUACGACGACGAUUCGGAUCCUGAAGAGGCCGAUAUAGAGGAGCAUCUGCACCGCGGCCCAGGCGGAUUCGUCGUACACCGAGCCAUCUGGGACAAUUCCCAGCGCCCGGGACAGAGCCCAAACCCGAACACCCGCCAGCCCCCCGACGUGAACGAUGGCGACCAGAUUAUUCGACGCUUUAUUGAUAUGGUGAAUGAUUUCGGCAUGGGCAUGCCACCGCGACCUCCCGACGAGACUCGCCCUCCUGGCUUUGGCGCUGGUGGAAACAUUUUUGGCGGUCAGGGCAAUGUUCGCACAUUCCAGAGAACAGGUCCCGGAGGCACCACGAGCUUCACGAUCGCCACUGGACCCAUCCAUGUUCACCAAGGAGGAGCCAACUCGCCUGCUGGAGCUGGAGGUGACCCCUUCCAGUCGUACGUCAGCCUUGAACCUCGUGGCCAGCCACCGCCUGGACCUCGAAUCACAGUCGUUUCCAUUAGAACGAAUGCUGACCAACUUCCUAGUAUCUUCAGCAGCGUCUUAGCUGGAGCAGGACCCCCUCAACCGGCCGGAAUGGGUCCAGGCCAGGGACAGCGGGCGCCUAAUCAAGCGCCCACACUUCUCCAUGAGAUUCUCAACAUGCUCAACCCAGCCAAUGCCUCGCACGGCGAUGCUGUGUACACUCAGGAGGCCCUGGACCGGAUCAUCUCUCAGUUGAUGGAGCAGAACCCGGCAUCGAACGCGGCACCCCCGGCGACUGAAGAUGCGCUCAGCAAGCUGAAGCGCAAAAAGGUCGACAAGGAGAUGCUUGGCCCCGACGGCAAGACCGAGUGCACAAUCUGCAUUGACGACUUCAAGGAGGGGGACGAUGCCACAGUGCUGCCCUGUAAGCAUUGGUUCCACGACCAGUGCGUCGUCAUGUGGUUGAAGGAGCACAAUACUUGCCCCAUAUGCCGUACGCCGAUUGAAGAGCCCAGCGGCAGCAGCAGCAUCAAUGACAACAACAAUAACAACAAUUCCAAUGCGAGCGGUUCAAACAACGGCGGAAACAACAACAACCCUUCGCAAACCCACCCUGGAGCAGCAGCGUCUGGCUCUUCAGAGAGCCACCAAGACUCAUUCUGGCCUGGUAAUGAUCCGGGACACUGGGCAAACUCGAUGAGAGGGAUUCCCCCUCGACCGAGCUACAUGGACACGACCCCCCCGGUUCCUGCCGACUCCACGAGACCCCAGUCGUCAUUUGUCGAUGAAGCCUAUGGACGCUACGGGGCUUCCAGCACCGGCCGCAGUGAUCCGCAACGUCCCCAGGAAACGAGUCGAAUGCCCAGCUUCCGAUCCGCUAGACGAGACUCUCAUUCGCCCCCGAGCCUCCGCCGACACCAGUCGGAUGUGUUUCGAGCUAGACAGCGGAGUCCCUCGUCUGGAAAUUGGGACAGAGGUCAAGACAGCAACCAGGACAGUAAUCAGGAUGCCGGGUCUAAUCACGGCCCGCUUAAUUGGCUGAGAAACCAGUUUUCUCGAGGAUCGGGUUCGGGAGACAGCAACCCGCGUGAGAGACGGAGACACGAGCCACGCGGCUCCAACGCGGCCGGUAGGCAUAUCACGAAUUACGACAAGGGUCGACGGCGUUUAGCAUUGGUCACUGAGACCGUUAUUUCUUUUCUUGAGCUCGACCGCGCCGCCGUGGGUCAGACUUUUAGGACCCGCAGGGCGUCUUCUGUACAUACUUGGGACCUUGUCACAGGAAAACAGACGGGCAUCCUCCUCUUGGUGGCGAGGGUUAGGCAGGAUAAAAUCUCGUACUGCAGUCGGUAUGAUAACAGACAGUAUCCGUCCCAAUGUGAAAUGCAUAGGAUGUAUCGUAAAACCCAAUCUCACCCCAAUCUCAUCAAGGCCGCCCCAACAGUCACUCCAAUGCAGAAGGAAUUGCGUGCGUUUCUGUUGCAAGUAUAUUGUUCCCGUCGUCGUUACUUCCAUACAAAUACACAUUACCAGAUACUUGAGAGGGAGAAGCACGAGAUGGUAAAGGAUUCGACACAAGCGGUGCGCGAUGCAGCCGUAGCCAUACCCGCACAUGUGCCCGCCCCUCACACCGACACCUCAUAG